Messenger RNA from Bursaphelenchus okinawaensis, 4448 nucleotides. The record is from the annotation of a GenBank genome assembly. NCBI's taxonomy places the organism in Eukaryota, Metazoa, Nematoda, Chromadorea, Rhabditida, Aphelenchoididae.
AUGGACAACAACGACAUUGUGGACACGAAAAAAGAAAGCCUGGCCAGUGAUUCGAGCGUAAGUUGGAGUGAUCGUGGAAUGUAGUUGGAGUUCAAUAGCAGAAACUUUGUUUACAGGUUGAAAAAUUAGCAGAAACUUUGUUUACAGGCUGAAAAAGAGGCGGAAACUGCGAUUUUUAUGCUAAAGAUUAGGUUUUUGAUGUUGUUUUAGAUGGAAAUUGAUGUUUUAAGCGGCUUAAUAAGUCUUAUUAGAUGUAGAAGGAUUGAUCUUAAAUUCUCUUGGGUUUAUAAUUGCAGGAAUUUAGUUUACAGCUUGAAAAAAACCUAAAAAAAUUGUGUUUUCGGUGUUAAAUUUGGGUUAAAGCAAGGUUUUUGAUGCUGUUUUACAUGGAAACUGAUGUUUAUAAGCUGCUUUGUAGGUAUUAUUAGAUGUAGAAAAGAUCGAUCUUGAAGUAUAUUGGGUUUACAAUUGCAGGAAUUUAGUUUACAGCUUGAAAAACUUCAAAAAACCGGAGUUCACUGUGUCCAAUUUAGGGUAAAACAAGGUUUUUUGUUGUUGUUUUAGGUAUAAACUAAUUUUUUGAACUGUUUUUGAAAUUAAAAUGGAUUAAUCUUGCUAUAUAUUGACCUCGAGAAUACAUAAAUUUAGUUUACAGCUUGAAAACAGGUCGAAAAGUUGCGUUUUCAGCUCAAAUUUGGCCGAACCAAGGUUUUUUUGAUGUUAUUUUAGGUAUAAAUUGAUUUUUUGAGCUGAUUUCAAGAGUGAAAUAAAUGUUUUAUGAAAGAUAUUGAUCAGUAUUUUAGUACACAUCUAAAUUUGAGCUCAGACAAGACAUUGAUAUUGUUUUACGUAACAAAAAGUGGGUGGGUAUUGUAGUUGGUAUAAGUUGAUGUUUUUAUGCUUUUUUUAGUACGAAGAUGGUGUAAUUUGCUAAAAUAAGGUUGAGCAUUGUACCGAAAAUUAAAAUUUCGCCAUAAAAAUUCAAUUUUUGUUGUUUUAGAUAACAAAAGUUACGUGGAUAUUGCAGUAGGUAAAAGGUGAUGUUUUAGACUUUUUUUUAAUAGGAUGAUGGUGUAAUUUGCUAAAAUAAGGUUGUGUAUGGUACUAACGAUCAAAAUUCAGCCUUAAAAAUGCAGUUUUUAUUGUUUUAGGUAACAAAAAUAAGGUUUUUUGAUAAUAUAACUUUGUUCGAAAAAUUCUGAGCUACCUUACUCUGCAAAUUCGCUUGAGAGAUGGCUCAGAAUUUUUUGAACAAUUGUAGAGGGGCUCAGAAGUGUUUGAACAACUCAAAAGUGGCUCAAAAUUAGUUGAACAACAUAAGGCUCAGAAUUUGUUGAACAGCCCAAUAUCUUACGUAUAAAUCAAUAUAUACCUAAAAACUAUACCUAAAAACAAUUUUGCAGGAAGAGUACAUUGUCUACACUCCCACAACAUCACCGUUCAACGACGAGAGCGUGCGUUUCAUUUCGAGUAAGACCUAUUUCAAUUUGGUUUCGUACGAUGAGCUGCCGGACUGGCUCAAGGACAAUGAAUACCUACUGCACAACCAUCGACCACCCCUCAAUGACAUUGCCCAGUGCAUCAAGAGUGUGGGCUGUUUCCAUACGGAGACGAUGAACAUCUGGUCUCAUUUUGUUGGUAGGUUUGGUACUGUGUAGUCUUGUAAAGAAAGUUUUUGCAAUUUUUUGUUUUGUAAAGAAAGUUUUUUGUCAUUUUCUGUUUUGUAAAGAAAGUUUUUGCCAUUUUGUGAUUUGUAAAGAAAUUUCUUGCCAUUUUCUCUAUAUUCAAACGCAUCUAUCGUAUAACUUAUCAUCGGCAGGCUGCGAAAUAUAAAUUUUUGUUUUUUGGAGGCGGGACGUGGCUAGGGGAAGGGAGGGGUGAAUGCUGAAGACGCACAGAGUUACAUUGAAAAUAAGUGGGAGAAUUACUUGGACAAGAUUGUUGAGGUAUGUUUUAUUUUUUUAAUUGGUGCAAAAUGCAUAAAAUUGCUUUUUAACCUAGAAAAGUUUUAUUUAUGCGUUUAAAAAAUUUUAUAGUUUUAAAAGUUUUUAAAAAUAUUUUGCAAAUUUCAAAAAGUAUUUCUUCAGGCUUCUGGAACUGGAUUUGUAGCGAAAUCAGGUGUUACAUGGGUCGACUUUUUGAUGGCAAACUUCUAUGAAAACUCAAUUGGAAAGCACUUUGUUAUAAGGUUUAGAAUAGCAAAAACUUUCUUUACAAAUGAAAAAAUUAAAAUUUUUUGUAAUUUUUUAAUUAUACAUCCGCAGCCUGCGUCCUAUGAUUUAGAUUUUGUAAGUUGAAAAAAUUUUUAAUCUCUAAAAUGACAGAAACUUUCUUUGCAGUCUUAAAAAAUAUUGAUUUUUUAAGCUUUGAAAUAUCUGCAGGCUGCGGGUGAUAUGUUAUACGAUGGAUGGGUUUAACAGUAUAAGAAAUUGGAAAAAUGGAAAGAAAGGAAAAAACUUUCUUUACAAAACAAAAAAUGGCAAGAACUUUCUUUACAUAACACAAAAUGGCAAGAACUUUGUUUACAAAACAAAAAAUGAAAUAUUUUCAAACAUAUUUAUUAUAUUCCGUGUUUUCAGGUGCGUUGAUGUUCGUGGCAGCGAUGAUUGUCUUCCUGAGUGCACCAAUAACACAAUCCUUGGAGAACAAACUAAUCUUCCUAAUCUUUUUCGCGGGUAUUAUAACGUGUCUCUUGUUUUCAACACUAUUUCAUGCUAUCCAUUGUCAUUCGGAGAAGAUGUUCAAGACCGUCAUUAAGUAAGUUUGCACCCCUACCUCUAACCCUACCCCCUAUCUCUACUCCUACCCCUAUCCCGACCCCUACCCCUACCCUUACCCUUUACCUUUACUGUGCUUCUUUUCUACCAUAAUCGUGCACUAUUGUAGCUCUUAGUUACUGUACUUCUUUUUCAUAUUAACCCUGUUCUACCGUAGCCUUUUCUUACCGUAACCCUUCCUUACCGUAAUCCUGUCUUACUGUAGCUCUUUCUUAUCUUAAACCUGACCUACCGUAGUCAUUUCAUACUGUAACCUUGUUUUACCGUAACUUUUUCUAACCGGACCCUGUCCUACCAUAAAUCUUUCUUACUGUAACGUUAUCCAACAGUAUCCCUUCUUUACCGUUACUCUUUUAUAUCGUAACCCUGACCUAUCGUAGUCAUUUCAUAAUGUAACCUUAUUCAACCGUAGCCCUUUUUACCGUAUCUCUUCCAUACCGUAACCCUGACCUAUCCCAGCUCUUCUUUACCGUAACUUUUUCCAACCGUAACCUUGACCUACCGUAGCCCUUCCUUACCGUAACCUUAUCAUGCUUUAUCUUUUUCUUACCACAAGCUUGUCCAACUAUAGCUCUUCUUUAUCGUAACCUUGGCUUACCGUAACCCUAUUCUGCUUUAUCCUUUCUUACCGUAUCCCUGGUCUGCCGUAACCUUGUCUACUGUAAUUUUAGUUUUGAGUUUUACCUGUUUACAGUAAUUCUAUUUCACGCUGCCCCUAUAACUUACCGUACCCUUUUCAGACUUGACUACUGCGGAGUAAUAUUGUCAAUGUGCACAUCGUUCGUACCAUGGACGUACUAUGCGUUCUAUUGCCAACGCAUCUACAUGUGGGUCUACAUCGCCCAGAUUGCCAGUCUGAGUAUAGGGGCCUUGAUCGUGUCACUAAUGGAUCGCUUCGCUGCUCCAAAGUAUCGGCCCCUGAGGGCGUUGGUUUUUUCCGGAUUGGGGUUGAGCUGUAAGUGAAGAAAAUUUGUUUACAAAUUUUGAUUGUUAGGAGAUUUGAGGUUUUUAUGCAAGAACUUUCUUUACAAAACAAGAAAUGGCAAGAACUUUCUUUACAAAACAAAAAAUGGCAAAAACUUUGUUUGCAAAUCGAAAUAUGACAGGAACUUUCUUUACAAGACAAAAAAUGGCAAACUUAGGACAUAUUUUAUCGUAUAACUUGGUUCGCGCAGUCUGCAAACUCUGAAAUCGCUAAAAAUUACUGAAAAGUGCAAGAACUUUGUUUACAAAACAAAAAAUGGCAAGAACUUUCUUUACAAAUCAAAAAACGGCAAAAACUUUCUUUACAAAACAGAAAAUGGAAAGAACUUUGUUUACAAAACAGAAAAUGGCAAGAACUUUGUUUACAAAACUAAAAAAUUUAAAAUUUCAGUGAUGAUACCACUAGUCCACCUGAUCUACCAAAACGGCCUGAACUACGCGUUCCAGUACGCCGGUCUGGCCUGGCUUCUCCUAAACCUACUGUUUAGCGCCGUAGGCUUAACAAUGUACUGUCUCCAACUGCCAGAACGCUUCAAACCCGGGUACUUUGACAUCUUCGGGCAUUCACAUCAGAUCAUGCACGUUCUCACCGUUCUCGGAGCAGCAGCGUUCCUCUGCGGGUUGUAUGAAAUGUGGCAGCGAACAGAGAAUGGGACAAUAUGUCUACCGGACCCGGCUAGCGUAUGA